Messenger RNA from Sphaerodactylus townsendi, 700 nucleotides. RefSeq names its product retinol binding protein 7 (gene RBP7). Gene Ontology annotation, biological process: fatty acid transport. Gene Ontology annotation, molecular function: fatty acid binding. The record is from RefSeq and is a predicted model, not a curated record. The transcript has 4 exons. Lineage: Eukaryota; Metazoa; Chordata; Lepidosauria; Squamata; Sphaerodactylidae. Gene Ontology annotation, cellular component: cytosol; nucleus. Bases 106 to 510 code for a protein of 134 amino acids.
GCCAGCUGAAAGCCCUCUUAUGUUCCCCAUAUAUAGGGGAUCUGGGGAAGGAGAGUUGUGUGCUUCCAAUUGUCUUCUCUUGGUGUGUGUUGCCUGCCUGUAAUAAUGCCUGUGGAUUUCAGUGGCACCUGGAACUUCGUUUCUAGUGAUAAUUUUGAAGGCUAUAUGCUGGCCUUAGGUAUUGAUUUUGCAACUCGGAAGAUAGCAAAAAUGCUGAAACCCCAGAAGAUUAUUGAACAGGAAGGGGACGCCUUCUCUAUCCGCACAGUAAGCACUUUCCGGAACUACUUUGUCCAGUUCAAAAUUGGGGAAGAGUUUGAGGAAGACAACAAAGGUCUGGACAACAGAAAAUGCAAGAGUGUGGUUUCUUGGGACAGUGACAAACUCGUCUGUGUCCAAACGGGAGAGAAGAAAAACAGAGGAUGGAGUCAUUGGAUUGAAGGAGAUGAACUGUAUUUGGAACUCCGGUGUGAAGACCAAGUCAGCAUGCAGAUUUUCAAGAGAGCAUGAAGCCAAUUCCAGAGAUGUAACAUGGCAGACAACUCUACAACUUUGUAAAAGUGUGAAUGCACAGGUGCUCCGAAGCAGAUCAGAAUGGCAGCUUUCAAGUGUCUUGUUGACUGUAUUUUCCUAUGGAUCUUCAAAGCAAAAAGCUGUAACUAUUAACAGCACUUAUUAAAGAUAACCUUUGGUAAUGCAA